CAUCUUCUGUCUCCUCCCUAUGACAAAAUCUCCUCUAGAUCUCAUCUCGCAUCUAUGGAAAUGGAAGUCUCAUAUCCGGUCUUCUCCCUUUGAAAGCAUGAGAAGUGAUCCAUCGUUCUAGUGUGGAAGAAAUCAUCUCAAGCUCUCACACUUGACUUACAGAGAAAAAGGAAUUGGAGGAAGAAGCUGCCGGAGCUAGAGGUAGGAAUCACAUUGCAUCACCAGGUUGAUCAUCAACCAAAACAUCAUAUAGCUCUUUGGAUCCGGCAAGGCGAGUAACAUGGAGGUCAUGACUGGGGCUAUGAGCACCCUCCUACCCAUCCUCGGCAACCUUCUCAAGGAGGAGUACAACCUGCAGAAGAACACCAGGGGUGAGAUCAAGUUCCUCAAAGCAGAGCUGGAGAGCAUGGAGGCUGCCCUCAUCAAGGUUUCAGAGGCACCGCUGGACCAGCCACCUGACAAACAGGUCAAGCUGUGGGCGAGGGAUGUCAGGGAUCUGUCCUAUGAGAUUGAAGACAACGUUGACAAAUUCUUGGCAUGCCUUGAAUGUCAGCAGCAAAAGAGGCCACACAGCUUCAUGGGUUUCAUUCAUAGAAGCAUCAACAUACUUACAAAGGGCAAGGUCCGACACAAUAUAGGCAUGGAUUUCAAAGACAUCAAGAGGCGCAUCAAGGAGGUCAGUGAGAGGCGUGAUAGGUACAAGGUUGAUAGCGUUGUGCCCAAGUCCACUAGCACAAGUACUGAUACACUUCGCCAGUUAGCCUUGUUCAAAAAGGCGACAGAGCUUAUUGGCACCGAAGAGAAGAGCCUUGACAUAGUCAAGAUGCUAAUGGAGGGAGACGAGGUUUUCAAGAAACAGCCCAAGAUGAUCUCUAUUGUUGGCUUUGGAGGCUUAGGGAAGACAACUCUUGCUAACGUGGUAUAUGAGAAGCUUCGUGGGGACUUUGAUUGUGGAGCUUUUGUUUCUGUGUCUCUUAAUCCUGACAUGAAGAAGCUUUUCAAGAGUUUGCUCCAUCAACUUGACAAGGGCAACUACAAGAACAUCAUGGACGAGUCAGCGUGGAGUGAAACACAACUCAUUAGUGAGAUAAGAGAUUUCCUUCGAGACAAGAGGUACUUCAUUCUCAUUGAUGACAUAUGGGAUAAAUCUGUGUGGAAUAAUAUUAGAUGUGCUCUGAUUGAGAAUGAAUGUGGUAGUAGAGUAAUUGCAACAACUCGCAUUCUAGAUGUUGCCAAAGAAGUUGGUGGUGUUUAUGAGCUUAAACCUCUUUCUACUAGUGACUCAAGAAAGUUAUUCUACCAAAGAAUAUUUGGAACUGAGGACAAGUGCCCUCAUAUUCAGUUGGCUGAAGUAAGUGAGAACAUUUUGCAGAAAUGUGGUGGAGUACCAUUGGCUAUCAUUACACUGGCUAGUAUGUUGGCUAGUAAAAAGGAACAUGAAAAUACAUAUACGUAUUGGUCCAAGGUGUACCAAUCUAUGGGUUCUGGGCUUGGAAAUAAUCCCGACCUGAUGGACAUGAGGAGGAUACUAUAUGUCAGUUACUAUGACCUGCCUCCAAAUCUGAAGACUUGUUUACUGUAUCUCAGUUUGUAUCCAGAGGAUUAUCAUAUUAAAACCAAAGAGUUGAUAUGGAAAUGGAUAGGUGAAGGAUUCAUUCAUGAAGAGCAGGGGAAGAGCUUGUAUGCAGUAGGCGAGGAUUACAUUGCUGAGCUCAUUAACAAAAGCUUGGUCCAACCAAUGGAUAUCAAUAUUGCUAAUAAGGCGAGCUCUGUCCGUGUACACGACAUGGUGCUUGACCUUAUCACUUCCUUGUCAAAUGAGGAGAACUUUCUCGCAACAUUGGGUGGUCAGCAGACCAGGUCGCUAGCAAGUAAGAUCCGUCGACUGUCUCUCCAAACCUGCAAUGAAGAGGAUGUCCAGCCAAUGCCAACCAUGAGCAGCUUGUCCCAUGUGAGAUCACUUACUGUGUUCAGUAAAGACCUCAGUUUGUUGUCCGCACUUUCAGGUUUUCUUGUCAUACGUGCAUUGGAUUUAAGUGGUUGUAGCGAAGUGGGUAAUCAUCAUUUGAAGGAUAUUUGCAAGUUAUUUCACCUGAGGUAUCUGAGUUUAAAAUGGACACCUAUCACUGAGAUCCCGAAAGAGAUCGGCAACCUACAGCUUCUGCAAGUGCUAGACAUAAGGUGCUACGGAUUGGAAAAAUUGCCAUCAACCCUUGUUCAGCUAAGACAACUGGUGUUUAUUGACAUGGGUACAAGGCAAGUCUCUCCAUUGCUUCUAAAAUCAAUGUCCACCUUGCCCUCCCUCUCUUCCCUUGCAAUUGGAUUAAGAGAACUGAGAAAGGAAGACCUCCAAAUACUUGGGAGCAUGCCGUCUCUGCGUGACCUCUCUCUUUUUGUAAUGUAUUGGGGAAAAGUCACAGAUAAAAGGCUAGUCAUUGACAAUGGUUGUCCCUUCCGGUCUCUGAAAAGGUUCAGUAUAAAUAUUAUAGAAGCCACUAGUUUUAUGUUUGCACAAGGAACCUUGCAAAAGCUCCAAAUCCUGGAGUUAGAAUUUUAUAUUUGGAAAAAAGACCAAUUUGGUGAUUAUCAGUUUGGGCUGGAGAACCUCUCUUCGCUUGAGCAUGUCUAUGCGGUUGUUCGUGGUUAUGUUAGUGAGGGUGAGCUGAUCGGUGCACUUGAGAAAAUGCUUGAUAUUAAUCCCAACAAGCCCACACUGACACCGAAGAUGUUUGGCGGGUUUGUAGGAACUGACUGGCAGGAGGAAUUUAUGCUGGGAAAGGCUUUUGAAGUGCUGUUCAUAGAGGAAUAACCAGAGCAGAGGUGCUGCCCAGGAAACGAUGCUGGCGCCUUGGCUCUCUUUGUCUGAAGAUCUUCCCAUGAGGAUCAGCUGGUUUCAUCCGGCAGCUCUGCUUCUGACUCCAUGAGGCGUGUGUUCACGCUCUGCUUGCUCCAGUUGCUAGUUGCUCAUCUUCAACAGCAAGACCCUACAAAACCGUUGCCUGGUCAAAUAAGAAAUGAAACCUUGUAAUAGUGUGCCUUUUGUCCCUGAAGGAAGGCAAAGCCAGUCCAUCGACAAUUGUUCAUCAGCACACCCUGAUGGAUGGAGUUGGAGUGUCAAUGAUCACAAAUGGCAACAUUAAAUGACUUUGCUGGAUAAUCUGAAACCUUGUAACAUGAUUGGGUUCUCAUGCUUAUUUUGGUUGAUUUAUAAACAUUCCCAUAGUAGUCGCUUGAUUUCA
Messenger RNA from Triticum urartu, 3239 nucleotides. Its product is annotated as disease resistance protein Pik-2. Gene Ontology annotation, molecular function: ADP binding. Gene Ontology annotation, biological process: defense response to other organism. The record is from RefSeq and is a predicted model, not a curated record. Lineage: Eukaryota; Viridiplantae; Streptophyta; Magnoliopsida; Poales; Poaceae.